This is a messenger RNA of Ceratina calcarata, 1156 nucleotides long. Its product is annotated as transmembrane protein 68. Gene Ontology annotation, cellular component: membrane. NCBI's taxonomy places the organism in Eukaryota, Metazoa, Arthropoda, Insecta, Hymenoptera, Apidae. The record is from RefSeq and is a predicted model, not a curated record. Bases 569 to 1156 code for a protein of 195 amino acids. The transcript has 5 exons.
AUUCAUGAUUUUUUAAUCAACGUGGAAAAUCACGGUUAAUGAUUUUUAACCAUAACGACGAUGAGCAAACAACCAAAUUUUCCAUUUCCACCCUUUUUUUACUCAUGCGCGACCAAUCAACACUGUAGUAUGGAGUAUGGCUGUUGUGUGUACGCUAUAUACAUCGUUUAUUGUUGGAAUUGUUUAUUUAACGUAUAAAUUGUUUCAAAAUUCGUUAAAAUAAAUCGAUAACCUCCGAUUGUAUGUUACAAUAGAAUUCAAUAUUCCCGAAGGAUUGUUGUAAUCGAAACCAUUUACACAUUUAUGAGAGUUACAGUGUUUAAUAAAUUGUAAAUAUAAAUAGCAAAAACAGUUCGCAUCUGAAUAUUAAUGUACCCAAUUAAUGAAUCGAAUAAUUAUUCUGAAUUACACGUUACAUAAAUGAAAGUUGCAAAGCCGGAGUAAACAUUGUACAUCAAAGUCUAUCGUGAUUAAUGAAUAUGCGGCUGUUUUAUAAAAAGAUAGCGAAUAGUGUUUUAUAAUUACAAUACGUUCGUCAUAAUAUCAAUCCUUUCUUCAUAAUCUAAACAUGUUUUCUACGAUAUUCAACCUGCGGAAAAUGUUAGAGGACAUCAUAGUUGAACAUAUCGACGUGGAUUGUACAGUCUGGUUGACAUGGCUUUUAAUGCCACUUUUAAUAACGUUCUUACUUCCAUUUGUUAUCGUCGUACUAUUAUAUUUAACUGCGUUAAUAUUAUAUGUAUACAGAUUACACAGAGUUAGAUUGAGGAAUGCAUAUGGGACAGAUUGGAGAAACGCAGCUCGUAAUGUAGUUGCUGCCGUUUGGGACGCUCACGGUUGGAUCUGGUAUGGAUACGAGGUAGUUGGAUUAGAAAAUAUACCUCAAAACGAGCCAGUACUUUUUGUAUAUUAUCAUGGAGCUAUCCCUAUAGAUCUUUAUUACUUUAUAUCUAAAGUAUUGCUUUUAAACUCGAGAUUGAUUCACUCAGUGGCGGACAGAUUUCUGUUCAAAUGUCCUGGCUGGUCUAUCAUUUCCGACGUGCUGAAAGUCGCUGGUGCGCUCAAUGAUCUGAUAAGUCAGCAUCAAAGAAUACCUGGGAAUAUAUCAUUGGCUUUAUUAGAGAGGGUGUAUAAAGCAAAGAAAAAGGAAUCAUAA